AAAUAAAAAUAUUAUUUUUUCACUCAUUGGAUUUAAUUCUGGUAAAUAAACGCGAAAUAAUUAAUGAAAUAUGUCCGAUGAAUAUGCAUGUGUAUCAAAAAGUAAAUUGAAACUUAAAAAUGAUGGCGGAAUUAAAAAGAAAAAGAAGAAAAGUAAAGAUAAAGACAAGGAGAAAGAACGAGAAGCUCUACAACAAACACUGCAACAACAAAGUAGUGGAAGCUCCAAAGCUAAGCCAGAACGCCAGUUGACCAAAGCCGAACAGGCUUUCAAACAACAACAGGAAAAAAUGCGCAACAAACGUAUAAUGGACAAGGCCUCAACUACCCACAAGGAACGUGUGGAAAAGUUUAAUGAACAUUUGGAUUCUCUAACCGAACAUUUUGAUAUACCUAAAGUAUCAUGGACCAAAUAAUUUGUACUCGUACUAUAAUUUCUCUAGAGUUUUAUUAAGAUUUUUUCAUUUCACCUAAUUUUAAUUUUAAAAAAUAUACAUACAAUUUAAAACAAAUGGAUUAAUCUUAGUUUUAAAAUAAUAAAUAACAAAGAGCAAAACAAUGCAUCUAAACUCUGA
Messenger RNA from Calliphora vicina (urban bluebottle blowfly), 574 nucleotides. Its product is annotated as protein FAM32A-like. The record is from RefSeq and is a predicted model, not a curated record. Gene Ontology annotation, cellular component: nucleolus. The transcript is spliced from 2 exons. NCBI's taxonomy places the organism in Eukaryota, Metazoa, Arthropoda, Insecta, Diptera, Calliphoridae. Bases 71 to 415 code for a protein of 114 amino acids.